Messenger RNA from Rhagoletis zephyria (snowberry fruit fly), 2408 nucleotides. RefSeq lists its product as uncharacterized. NCBI's taxonomy places the organism in Eukaryota, Metazoa, Arthropoda, Insecta, Diptera, Tephritidae. The record is from RefSeq and is a predicted model, not a curated record.
AUGAUCGCAAAUGUUAUCGAAAUAUUGUUAUUACAAUCGAAGGAAUUGAAUUUCGUGCCAGGAAAACGGCGAGAAAAACUUUUUCGGGAAAAAAAUAUAGUAAAUAUGGAAAGCGAGAACAAAACAGAGGAGACAAAAGCCGGAGGCGAAGCUGAGGCAUCAGCGACGACAACGGCAGAUAAAACGUCUGAAAACGAUAAGAAAGAGGUAGCCGCUAGUGGUAAAGAAAUAGAAGAAACAGCACCAGCGGCAGAGAAGGAAAACAGUGCUGGGGCUGGUGACGAAGCCAAUGAUAAGAAUGCGGAUAAGGCGCCUACAGCGGCAGAGAAUGACGAUAAGAAACCUAAAUCAGAGUCUGAUGCAGAAACAUAUCUUACAUGUUACUUGCAACUGUAAAUUCUAAAUUAUGUUCAAUUUCAAUGUAACAUUUUAAGGUACUUAUUAAUAUAUGAAUGAAUAUAUUAAUAUAUGGUGCAUUUUGUAGCGUAAUUGAGUGAUUUUGGCUAAUUUUUACCAAGUUAUACUGUGCGGAAAGAUACCUUCAUCUCUCAGUCGCCCAUGGAAAAAGAGAAUACUGCCUUUAGGCGAGACCGAAAUACAAAUCGUAAGUCGAUCAUUUGAAUUGAAAUCUGUUAUGUUAAAAAAAAUUAAGAGGCACGCGGCUGUCGAUUUAAUAUUUAAUCUGUUCAAUCGCUCCUGCAAGAUUUGGAAUGUCUUUAAACGUCUUUACAGCCAAAAUCGCUCAACUUGCAAAUUUCUUUAACGCUAUUCACAAACAUUUGUAAUAACACAUUGUUUUUACAGACUUUGAAACUAUCAGUAAAUUAGUAAAUUAAUUAUAAAUAAUAGCCAGAUAAUUAUUAUCAAAAAAGUUAUGAUUUUCUUAAAAUUAAUCAUAUAAAACAUUGUUUUUUUGCUUGUCAACUAAAAUUUUGCAUAACUUAUGUAAACAUGUUUAUAUAAAAUUAUUACUUCUUUCUACAUAUGAAUUAUGAGAAAAGCAGCUUGUUUUCUUAAUAUCUUACUUAAGCAUUAAUAACAAAAAAUUGUUCAAUGUGUUUUUAAUUGGUUUUUUUUUAUAUUAAUAUUUGUAAAUGAAAAUAACUUUGUAUUUCGAUGGCAUAUAUUAACUUAUUUCGAUCUUCGUAGGAUUAUAACUUCGUACCUAUGUAAAUCGUCAAUUGAUUCAAACCGCCAAACGGUUGUCAUACCAUAUUAAAAGAAGAAAUACUUAAGACCCCGAAUUAUAUUUUUUUGCUGUUAGGGAAUUAUUAUUUUCACUGCGUACUUUUGAAAAUACUACUCGAAUGCAAACCUAAAUUCUAAAAGACUUGUUUUACUUGAAUCACACAUUUUAGGUGUGAAGUAAAGAGCACGAAUCGACCUUAUAUGCGUUAUUUUUUUUUCUUAAACCAAAAUAUCCUAAGCUCACGUAAGAACUUAUUAAUAAUCCUCAAAAUUAAAAUUAAAAGUUGUAUAAAAGCAUAAAAUAUUGAACAGAUGAGAUUCGUCAAGACUCUCACAAUACCAACUUCGUCUUUUAACACACUUUUAUUUGUAUGCUUUGCUUCCCCCCACCAGUGGUAAGGGGUAAAGCAUUUAACAAUUUAUCCUUUUCUUUAUAUCUUUCUAUUAAUGGUUUACUUUCCCUCACCAGUGGUAAGGGGUAAAGCAUUUAAUAUUUAAAGUACUAACCUCUUAUUUUUUUAGCCCCCACCAGUUUUAAAGGGGUAGAGAAUUUUAAAAUAAGACAAGACUACCAUAGAGAGUGGUACUUAUUAUGUGUAUAGGUAUAAAUGUUAAAUUUUGAAACAAAUGUUUAAUAUUAUUUCGCCCCUGAUGAUGCUGGAAAUUUCAGCGAAACGUUGGGCAACGAAGGUGAAAUAAGUGUUUUUAUUUGCACCAUCAAAUAAUGGAUCAGACUAGCCUGCAAGUGUACCAAAUAUAUUCUACGAACUGAUUGCAACAAAACCAAAAAAACUUUAAAAUAAAGAGUAUUUGCAUCAGUAAAGCAGUGUCUAUUACUUGUUACCCCCAAAUCGGUUUGAAAGAACUCAUUUUUUUGGUAACUAUUUACCACCGAAUAUACAUUAGUCACAACUAAAGGGCUGGAGUAAAUAACCUCAAUAAAAUAUUUUUUUUUUCCAACACAUUCAAGUAUACCAUUAGGUAACUACCUACAAGACAGAUAUCGACCGCUACACCUAACUUAGCGUUAAAGACAACGAUUCCCUUAAUAUUGUGGGAGUGCGUUUUUGCUGGAAAGCAGGAUGAAUUCCUGCAGUCAGCAGCAAUGGAGAAAUAAAGUUUGGACCAGGGUUUAACCGUAUUCGAGCGAUUAGUUGAUCAAUUGAUUUGCCAUCAAAUUUUGCAAUGUAUUCAUUGUCCAGCAAUAUUCAAUAUUUCAA